AUGAUCAAUUUCUUCUUGGUGCAAAACAGACAGGGGAAAGUGCGGGCGGCUAAAUGGUGGGUGCCCUACGAUGACGCCGAGCGGGCCAAGCUUGCCCUGGAAGCCCACCGCGUCGUCAACGCGCGCCACUCCAAGUUCACCAACUUUGUCGAGUUCCGCGACCACAAGCUCGUGUACAGGCGAUACGCCGGUCUGUAUUUCUACCUGUGCGUGGAUGUGAGCGACAAUGAGCUGGCGGCGCUGGAGCUGAUUCACCUGUUCGUGGAGGCGCUGGACGCCUACUUUGGCAACGUGUGCGAGUUGGACCUGGUGUUCAAUUUUGCCAAGGUCUAUCAGAUGCUCGACGAGAUCGUGGUGGGUGGUGAGCUCAUCGAGACCAGCAAGGCUCGCAUCCUGCAGAGAGUCGACGAGCUCGAUCAACUCCCCUGA
This is a messenger RNA of Acanthamoeba castellanii str. Neff, 429 nucleotides long. Its product is annotated as AP2 complex subunit sigma, putative. Bases 1 to 429 code for a protein of 142 amino acids. Gene Ontology annotation, molecular function: clathrin-cargo adaptor activity. Gene Ontology annotation, cellular component: AP-2 adaptor complex; intracellular membrane-bounded organelle; membrane coat. The record is from RefSeq and is a predicted model, not a curated record. Gene Ontology annotation, biological process: intracellular protein transport; clathrin-dependent endocytosis. Lineage: Eukaryota; Discosea; Longamoebia; Acanthamoebidae. The transcript is spliced from 2 exons.